UUUGUGCCAAAUCAUGGCAGUCUGUUGUCAGGUCGCGCGCCCGAUCCGAUUCCAUUAUGUCCUUGCUCAUUUGGCAUACUCUAGUUUUGCAUGCGUUCCACGCCAAACGGCAAAACGUCACUCAAACCGCCCGCGUCAGCACUCCCUGCCGCAUCUUGGCUUUGUGCCAAAAUCAGUUUAAAUUUUUCCCACAUCCUAUUUAUGUUGAAUGAAAGAAUGAAUGAAAAAUUUGAUUUGUUCUUGUGGUGUUUUAGGUUUUUGUUUGUCCUUUCCAAAUUAUAAGAAUCUUUUAAGUCUUAUGACUUUUACUGGUCUCUACUAGUGUUCAUCAUAUUGCUUUUAACAACAAUUGAGCCUUUUGGAUGUUUUUUUUUCGCAUAGUGAAAGUAUGAUUCCAAUCAAUAUGACUUGGGAAAUAAUGGCCAGAGAGAAUCUUAAUUUCCCUGUACCUUUCCUUGUGUUUUAAUAGGGUUAUGCAUGCAUUUAUUCUUUGAAUCUUGAAUUAGUGGAACGUCAAGUGGGGCAUUGUUUAACAAGUUGUCAUUGCACAAUUUAAUGCCAAGCAUUAAUGAUUUUUCCUUGCAAUGGGGAUCAGCAAUCAAACAUAUGUAUGUGUGUGUAUCAAAUUGGUAACUGACAGUCUUGGCAUGUGACCACCAGACCUAUAAAUAACUUGGCAAAGGUGCUGGAAGAGCCUAAAGGCUGAAAGCUUGAGUCUAGUGAGCUGGGCCUGAGCUCUCUGCAUGCCAUUUCAAAUUCAGUGAAAUGUCAGUUCUUUUUCUGCGUUUUCAAGGAAGAAACUUUUUGUAAAGGAUAGGCUCUACAUCAAACAACAAUUUGUAUCAUCCACAUUCUUUCUUGCAGAGCCUAUUUCAACCAUGGGAGGACACCCGGUGCCCAUUGUGCUAGUCACAAAAGACCACAAAUUUGAGCUUGAUGAAGAAGCUCUUGAAUCAAUAUUGAUGCAGGAUCAUAUAAAGGAUCAUAAUGUUGUCAUUGUGUCUGUUGCCGGUGCAUUUAGAAAAGGAAAAUCAUUCCUGUUAGAUUUCUUCCUGCGUUACAUGAAAUCUCAGCCUUCUCCUGAUUGGAUAGGCACAGAUGACGCUCCUUUAGAUGGAUUUUCGUGGAGAGGUGGAUCGGAAAGAGACACAACGGGCAUUCUUAUGUGGUCAGAAGUGUUUUUGACAGACCUUCCCAAUGGCGAGAAGGUGGCUGUGCUGCUUAUGGACACACAGGGAGCAUUCGACAGUGAGAGCACUGUGAGAGAGUGUGCCACAGUUUUUGCCUUAAGCACUAUGCUUAGCUCUGUCCAAAUCUAUAAUCUAUCUCAAAAUAUUCAAGAAGACGAUUUGCAACACUUGCAACUUUUUACAGAGUAUGGCAGGUUAGCAUUGGCUGACUGUGGCCAGAAGCCUUUCCAGAAGCUUCAGUUUCUUGUGAGGGACUGGAGCUUCCCCUAUGAGGCUGAUUAUGGUCCAGAUGGUGGUCACAAAAUCCUUGAAAGACGUCUGGAGAUCUCAGACAGACAACAUCCAGAACUUCAGUCCCUUCGAAGACACAUAAAAUCCUGCUUCACUGAAAUAUCAUGCUUUCUCAUGCCGCAUCCUGGCCUUACGGUGGCAACAAAUCCUCGUUUUGAUGGAAAACUAGGAGAUAUUGAGUCUGAGUUCAAAAAAUAUUUACAAGUUUUGAUCCCUGGAUUGCUGGCUCCCCAAAAUCUUGUUGUAAAAGAAAUCAGUGGCCAGAAGGUGAGAGCUAAGGAGUUGGUCCAAUACUUCAAAUCUUACAUCGAAAUUUACAAGGGUGAUGAGCUGCCAGAGCCCAAAUCUAUGCUCGUGGCAACUGCAGAAGCCAACAAUUUAUCCGCUGUUGCUGAAGCUAAGGAAAUGUACACUCAACUAAUGGAGUCAGUUUGUGGUGGAUCAAAACCGUACCUCAGUACUGCUCAUCUUGAUUCGGAACAUGAACGUGUGAAGGAUAAAUGUCUUGAACAAUUCCGUUCCAAGCGUAAAAUGGGUGGUGACGAAUUCUCUGAAAAGUAUCGAAACAAAUUAGAGCAGGACUUGGAAGAGACCUACAGCCAAUUUAAAAGCCAUAAUGAAAGCAAGAAUAUAUUCAAAGCUGCUAGGACACCUGCUGUAUUCUUCGCAAUUGCUGUGAUAUUCUAUAUACUGUCUGGUGUCUUUGGUUUGUUUGGCAUCUACUCUAUAGCUAACACUUGUAAUCUCCUUAUGGGUAUUGCAAUGCUUACCCUUGUCACAUGGUUUUAUGUAAGGUACAGUGGAGAGAUGGUUGAGUUUGGAUCUCAAUUAGACGAAUUGGCCAAUUUCCUUUGGGAAAACGUUAUGAAGCCUGUUUACGAACUUUUCAUGGAAACAAGUCUCCAGCGCGCUGCAAUUCUUGCUGCCGAGCGGGCCGCAGCAUCUGCAGUGGGCUCUCCUCAUGUAAAUGGGAAAGUGAAACACUCAUGAUAUGUUCUCAAUAUUCUUAACUAACACGUCUUUUGUGAAUAAUGCCAGCAAGAAAUAAAUUUGUGAUUUGGUGAUCACUCAGUGUUCAUAUUUUAAUAUGUUCUUUUUUACUUAUUUUGCAUCUGGUCUCUCUGAGGCCCUUUCAUUUAAGCGUAAGCCCAUAACUGUUCAACAGACGUGUUAAUUUAAAUUAAUGUCUUGAAUAUUGCAUCAACCUUGUGUUUUUGUGUUGAUACUUUACAAGCUUAAUCAUCAGUUGCUUUUAUUACUUUUUACGUUUUACUGUAAUUGUGGUUUUCAGCAUGAGAGGACUUUCAUGUAAUUCUUGUAACUCUUUCCGAAACUCUGUAUGAAUUAUGUCAUAUAAGUAUUCUGAUCAAAAGUUACUUUACUGAAUGUAUUUUUUUCUCUAGUCUUCAUCAGUGCUGAGGCCCAGAUAAUGUUUCAAUUUUUGUUGUUUUACCUUUACAAAUUUCAUGGGUUUUUAUCUCUAAAUUUGUGUUAGUAUUUUUUUUUUCUAAAUGCAUACUGAAGCAUCAAUGCAAUAUGGCACAUCAGUCUCUUCUACUCAAAAGUUUAAAAUGCCGGUCAUUGGUAAGACAAGUUUAAUGUCUCUUAUCUCUGUACUUUGAUCAUUGCUGGAGUUCAUUAUUGUGAUUUCUAUUUUAGAAUUAAGCAUUUUAAUGUUAGCUGCUCAAAUAUUCUAACUGUCACCAAGUUCAUCUGUGACUAAUAGCAGGUGGAGGUUUCUUUGUUGAUGUUAUUUUGUCUGUUGUUUGUGAAGUUACGGUUUUCUUAAUGUGUAAUGUCCUUUCUCUUCUAUUUAUGUUAUGUAAUUUUACCAUUAAGUUAAAAUGGAUUCUCGUGUGUGCUUUAUUGCUCUCUAAGCUGGCUAUGCAAGAGCUGGUUUCACUGCCAACAGUGACUCACAAGUGAGCUGAAGUUAAAUCACCUUAUUCAGAUGUGAACAAUUUAAUUAACUAGACCAAAACCUCUUUUUAGAAAUACUAUGGCCAUUACUUCAUCUUCUUUUCUUGUUCUUUGAAAGUACAACCAAUUGCUAUCCAGCGUUUUACGACACAUUGGUUUUGUGACAAGUGUUAGUGAGAUGAAUAGCCUGUGAAUGAAGCAGCUGCAUGUUGGGUUAAAUUGAGGAACAUGAGUUUCUUUUGUGCCUUAUUAAGUUCUUUCCUUUGUAUUUCCCUGCUUGAAAUAAUCAUCUUGUCAAGAUUACUGGUUUUUGUUGUUUAGGAUCUUAUAGUGUAUAAUGUUAUUGUGUAUGGAUUUCAUUUGUUGAUUGUGUUUGAGUGCGAUUUAGAAUGUAUGGAUGUGGCCUGAAGAUGUGACAAUUUACAUUUUAAGUUUCAGCCUCUGAAUUUGGUUAUGUUCAUUCUUGUUACGAAUUUUUAUUUUAAUCAAACUGAAACUUUCUUGAAGCACACUUGAUGACCUUAGGUCAAAUGAGUGUUGGUUUUCCUGAGUGGAAAUGAGUAUUGUAAAUUAUGAUGAUUGCAUCAUUUCUGUAUGAAUUAUUAAAUUUCACACUAAAACAAUUGUAAUACCUCCUGUGCUUAAUCCUUUUCAAGGGUGUGGCGCCAUGUAAUAUUAUCUUUUAAAGUGAUUCAUGACUCACUCAUGUUAGGUGUGAUAAUUGUGGGUUGAUUUUGUGUAUUCAAGUUGGACAUUAUUGCAAACACUAAGUUUACUUCAUCAUACAUUAGCUGCAAAUAAAACUGGUCUGCUUUAAGUGAGCCAGAUUCAUAUACUUAUUUGUAAAUACUAAAUUAUUUUCCAAGAUGUGGAGCUGAUUUUAUUCGAAAGAGGCCUAUUUAUUAUAUGCUAUGGAGAUGCAUUUGGAGAUGGUUAGAUUGUUUUAGGGUUGUCUUCGUUGUUCUGUUUUGUUUUUACUUGUUUUGCACUUAGGUGCUCUUUUGACUUGUACCUUCUUAACAUUGUGAUAGCAUUCAAGGACCAAUAGGAAACGUACGUGGAAGCAAAGCAAAUCAGUUUUAUUUGUUGGUACUGCAGCUUUUGUAUUUAGUCGCAUCCUCAUUUCCUGUCUGAAGGUGCUCCAUGGCCUAUAGCUGUGGAAGUUUUGGGUUUUUGUUUCAUAAAUCUCUCAUUUCUUGUGCCAGUUUAAAGUGUAUUUAUUGUGUUACUCAUAUCAGAAAUUUGAACAUGGGCAGCUAAAGCAAUGUAAAAUUUACAUGAAAUCACAAUUUUCAGACUAUAGUAAGUUUUUAAAAAUAGCCUUCACAUCUUGUAAGUGUAAUUAUUAACAUGUAUUCUUGUAUCAGUUGUGUUCUAAACUCUCCUUAAAUUUCAAUCUUUCAGUUUUUGUAAUGAAAUUUUUCCCUUUACCUGUGACUUUAAAUUUUAAGCGUAUCACUGCAUUUCAAGCACAAUUUCUUUUCGAUACAGUAUUUUUGCAAGUUUAUUUGCAGUCUCAAAAUUUUGUCUUCUAUGCUUAAACUGUACACUUGUACAUCUUAGUACUAAGGCUAAAUGUAAUUCAAGUCUUUUUUUGUAAAUAAGUAUUCUGGAAAAAUGUUGGCUCACUUUUGGAAAUAGUGACGUAAUGUUUAUAAUUCUGUCAUGCCCGUCCAGCAUGUUUGUUGUGCCAUAUACAUGGGUUGUAGGCAAUAUAAACUGGAAGAAUACGAUGUGAAGGCUUUUGUUUUAUUUUGUGAUAACAUGUUGCCAAUUGUAUAGCCCUGUAACCAUCAAAUGUCUAACGAAAAUACAUAUUUUUCUAGCACA
Molecule: messenger RNA, 5231 nt
Organism: Thrips palmi
Lineage: Eukaryota; Metazoa; Arthropoda; Insecta; Thysanoptera; Thripidae
Gene: atl
Product: atlastin
Exons: 10
Coding region: 879-2471 (530 amino acids)
Biological process (GO): endoplasmic reticulum organization; protein homooligomerization
Molecular function (GO): GTP binding; GTPase activity
Source: RefSeq, a predicted model, not a curated record